UUCCGAGCAGGACUUCGUCUCCCGCCUGGGGUCUGCAUUUCGCCUCCAGCUUCGUGUCUCUUCCCUGCAGGCUGACCCCUUCCGGAGUCUGGACCAAACGUUUUCCAGUCUAGUUGAGGGCCAGUCUUUGCUGCAUUCUGUUCCAGCGGAUCUGAUUCCUGCUCUGUAGCUUUCUGAAGGAUUGAAGUUGGGCAUCAUUAGUGACACUCACCUGCUGCCUGACUGCAGACCACAGCAAGAGCUUUGUAUAUAUUUUUCAGUUAAAACAAUAAUGACUUUCUUGGAAUUUAAUCACAGCAGAGCCUGUUUUCUGUGUAGCCUGAAAGAAUACUUGACUACAAUCAGUAAUUCUUCAGAGAUCUUAUAAAACCAUUUUAUGCCAAACAACUGAGUGACUUUGGGUUGGUUAGCAGGAACCUUAAGAAUUGUAGACAACAAUUCACCUUCUGGACUAUUCAGCAACUGCUACCCAGAGCUGUUGUUGCUGAAAUACCAUGUCUAAGAACUUGGAGCUCAUCAAUCUGUCAUUUUUAUUAGAUCAUGAGAAGGAAAUGAUCCUGGGAGUCCUAAAGAGAGAUGAAUAUUUGAAAAAAGUGGAAGACAAGAGAAUAAGGAAGCUGAAAAAUGAACUCUUAGAAGCAAAACGCAGAAGUGGGAAGACUCAACAGGAGACCAGCAGAGUCUGUGUUCACUGUCAAAGACACCUGGGCCUAAUCUUUGACCGUGGUGACCCAUGCCAGGCCUGUUCACUGAGGGUAUGCAGUGCAUGUCGGGUCACAGGCCUUGAUGGCAGCUGGAAGUGCACUAUCUGUGCCAGAGUCUCGCAGCUAAGAAUUAUAACUGGUGAAUGGUUUUUUGAAGAAAAGGCAAAGCGUUUCAAGCAAGUCAAUGUUCUAGGCACUGAUGUUGUCCGGCAGUCCAUUUUAAGAAGAAGUCCAGGAGUUGAAGAAGUACAAAGUCAAGAGCAAACCUACCAGAAUGCAGAAAAGUCAGACGCUUCACCUGCUGGGCAGAAGGCCAGCCAUGAUGGACCCAAGAGAAAGGGAUUUCUUCUCAGCAAGUUCAGAUCAGCAACCAGAGGAGAAAUCAUAACUACAAAGACUGAAAGUGGACGGAGCUACAGCUUGGACUUAGACAGCCAAAAUUUUCAGAGUUUAAAAUCAGUCUCCAGUUCAGACAGGGGGAGCACCGAUUCAUCAGAUCUCAAUGACCGAGAGGCUGGUCCUGGGACCCCAAAGAGCAGCCGGAGCAGUGGUGUGACCCCAGUCACUCAGAGGUCACCAGCACCAAGCACACGCAGUGUGACUUCCAUCAACAGCAGAGAGCGUGGUUUUGACAGUUCCAUGGUUUUGACUGCCACUGAAAGCACCUCUGAGGAACUCAUAAAAAGUCAUCAUAGAAACACUUCAGGCACACCUUCCAUAGCAGUGUCUGGGACCUCCAUUUCCUCUGACCGCAGUCGAUCUGAGUUAGAUUUGAGUGAGUCAUGCACUGAUGACUUAGAGGAUUCUGCAAGUGUAAGAAGCAAAUCCAUUCCUGGGACUUUAGACAAAGACAUGAACUCUUUGGAAGAGACUGAAGAGGGCAUUGAGGACAUAGUGUCCUCUCAGUUCUCUGCGAACACCCACAGUCUGGCAAGUGGCCUCUCUACGAAUUCUCAAGCAGGAUCUGAAAGAAAAUGGACCUACUUAAAUGUGCCUGAUGCUGACUCAGACACUACCAGCCUUAACAGCAUGAUGAGUGUUUACAGUGAAACAGGAGACUAUGGCAACGUGAAGGUCAGUGGGGAAAUUCUUCUCCACAUCAGCUACUGCUACAAAACCGGCGGGCUCUACAUUUUUGUCAAGAAUUGCAGAAAUCUAGCCAUAGGAGAUGAAAAGAAACAAAGGACAGAUGCUUAUGUCAAGUCAUACCUUCUUCCUGACAAGUCCCGAAACAACAAGCGCAAGACCAAAAUCAGAACAGGCACUAAUCCAGAAUUCAAUGAAACACUAAAGUAUACCAUCAGCCAUACCCAGCUGGAAACAAGAACUCUGCAGCUCUCAGUGUGGCACUAUGAUCGAUUUGGACGGAACAGCUUUCUUGGAGAGGUGGAGAUUCCUUUUGAUUCAUGGAACUUUGAAAAUCCAAGUGAUGAGUGGUUUGUGCUUCAGCCUAAGGUGGAGUUUGCUCCUGAUGUUGGCCUUCAAUACAAAGGAGAGCUGACAGUUGUAUUACGUUACAUUCCCCCAGAGGAGAACCUGAUGUUUCAGUCACCACAACUUGAAGGAAAGAAAACCUUUAAGAAAGGAAAGAAGAAGGAGUCAUCUGUAAUCUCUGGAGGAAUACUAGAAGUGCUCAUCAAAGAGGCAAAGAACUUGACAGCAGUGAAAUCAGGAGGCACUUCUGACAGCUUUGUGAAGGGCUACCUGCUCCCAGAUGAUAACAAAGCCACCAAGCACAAAACUCUGGUUGUGAAAAAGAGUGUUAACCCUCAGUGGAAUCAUACUUUCAUGUUCAGUGGCCUGCAUCCACAGGAUAUAAAUAAUGUUUGCCUAGAACUUACCAUCUGGGACAAGGAGGCCUUUUCCAGCAACAUCUUUCUGGGAGGAGUUCGUUUGAAUUCUGGAAGUGGUGUGAGCCAUGGGAAGAAUGUGGAUUGGAUGGACUCUCAGGGAGAAGAGCAACGCCUCUGGCAGAAAAUGGCUGACAACCCUGGGACUCCUAUCGAGGGUGUACUCAUGCUCCGUUCCAGCAUGGGGAAGUGUAGGCUCUGAAGGAAUCAGUUCUCCAGGAAUGAAGUCUCCAGGAACUGUCUGCUUGCCAUUUUCUACCGGUAGCAGGCUGGGAUCUGGGGUUCUAGUUCCCUGUCAUUUUUCGCCUGAAGGUAUUGUGACAUGAAGGGAGAGAUGUCACUGUUAUGAACAUUUAGGAUCUUGCUGAGUGCCUAAAAAAAUACAUGUACCUCUCUAUGUCCAUAGGCCAGGCCUUCUUCAGUGUUUGUUACAAAGUGCAUCACAUUGUCCAGUCAAUAAGCAAAUUAUGCAAUAGUUCAUAGGCUUAUACUAACUAUUGUUGAUAUUGGGGAGGGGCUCCCCAGAAUUUUUCUAAUGUGAGUUAUUUUAAAUUUCUUCCAAUGGUUGGAGGAGGAAGGGGACCACUGGGAAGGUAGAUCACUUGUAGAGUCAGAAUAAGGGGUACUGCCACCCGUUGCUCAUCCUAGAUAUUCUCAUGAACCAAAGAAGCUAUGGUGGGGAUGGUUCCUCAGGCAAAGUAGUGGUUGUGUUAUUCUUUCAAAUUUGUGGAUUGACCAGGUAAUACACCAAGAUGGUCUGACAGAGCUUUCUAUGGUGACUUCACAAUUUAUCAUCUAGAUCAGCUUACUACCCAGAGUGAAAAGAGCUAGAUAAUGACACCAGAAAAUCAGAUGUAAACUGGAAUUGACCAGGGAAACAUGGGAUGUGGCAUCACCCUACAGAUGAUAUAGCUAGUAGAGAACUCUGUCAUAAACAUGUAUUUAAUAAAAUGGUCUAAGCCAUUAACUAAAAGGGAAUAAGGAAUAAUGGUCAAUUUUAUGUCCUUUCACAUUGUGUUCAUUAAGGAGAAUAGUUUAUUGAAAGGUAGAAAGAGAAAAAGAUGGAAGAACUCUGAGGAAGCAAUAAUUAUUUUUUUCAACAGGAGAUAAUGGGCAUCUACAUUGGUUUUGCUAGUGUUGUUGUUGGCUACAGACAACUGUUCUUAUUUGCUCAUUUUACCAUCUUUGGUGAAAAAUUAGUAGCAAUACUUAAAUGCUUAACCUGCCUACUUACAAGCUGCUGUGUGGAACACAUAUCCCAAAUCAAGGCUUUGUGCCACUCUGCAUGUGCUGUAAAUGGUAAUAUCUUUUUCAUUAAAUUC
This is a messenger RNA of Lepus europaeus (European hare), 3876 nucleotides long. RefSeq names its product synaptotagmin like 5 (gene SYTL5). Gene Ontology annotation, cellular component: plasma membrane; exocytic vesicle. The record is from RefSeq and is a predicted model, not a curated record. Gene Ontology annotation, biological process: exocytosis; intracellular protein transport. Bases 495 to 2756 code for a protein of 753 amino acids. The transcript has 19 exons. Lineage: Eukaryota; Metazoa; Chordata; Mammalia; Lagomorpha; Leporidae. Gene Ontology annotation, molecular function: small GTPase binding; neurexin family protein binding; phospholipid binding.